Halichondria panicea is the source of this 2419-nucleotide messenger RNA. RefSeq lists its product as uncharacterized. The record is from RefSeq and is a predicted model, not a curated record. Bases 1502 to 2218 code for a protein of 238 amino acids. Lineage: Eukaryota; Metazoa; Porifera; Demospongiae; Suberitida; Halichondriidae. The transcript is spliced from 2 exons.
UUCAUCUCAUUUUGAAACCAAAAGUUCAAGCUUCUACAAUCAUGGAGUUCUUCAUCGUUCAAACUAUUGCUGUCACGGUUUUCCUCUUGACGAAUCGUAUGGUCCCAGCCAAUGGUGGCCAGUCGCUAGCUGACCUCCUCCACUCCUUAAUCCAAGACGAGGGGAGUGCUCAGUUGAUGCAGACAGCCAUUGUGGACAGCAUUGAUGGCCGUGCACAAAGCUUUAGUCUAAACAUUGUUGGCUGUGACACCAUCAGCAGUACAAUUCGUAGCAAACUGAGCAACUAUCUGAAGGAAGUCUUCCCCGGUAGAGGCAUCACCAUCUCAUGUGCACUAUAAUCAAAAAGGAGGUGGAGCCAACUAUCUCUGUCUUCCUACUAACCCUGAGUACAACACCCUCAACACAUACUCUCCACACUAUUACUCAAAAAUUUCCGGCACAGAAUACGAACAUCCGAUUGCUGGUAGCCACAACCAUAAUGUACGUACCAUGUGCUGUUUGCCAUGCUACAACAAGGACAGCUAAAAUGAUGAUUCCUGCCAAGACCAGCUGCCCUCCAAGCUGGACAAGAGAGUACUACGGCUAUCUACAGAGUGACGCCGUUUGGCCUGAUUGUCAACGCACUGAGUACGUUUGUGUGGACAAAGAUCAAGUAUCUCUUUAUGGAUCACAUGCAAAUAUUGAUGCAGCCACACUAUAUCAUGUGAGAGCCACAUGUACCGGGAUACAGUGCCCUCCAUACAAUGCAAACGACGUACUGACAUGUACCGUAUGUACCAACUGAACAAAACAUCCAACAAGUAUGAAAACACUGGAGUAUAAUAUACUUACAAACAGUAAUGAGUAUAAUUAUUAUAAGAACAGUAAGGAUAUAAAUUUUAAUGUUGAACAUAUGCAUGGUAUAUAUGCAUGCGGUAUAUUAAUUUGUGUAGGAUAUUAGAAUUAAGUUCAAGAAUAUAUCUGUUGAAUAUACAUGCUAUGGUAUUAUUGCUGUGAGUUUGGUUUACACAACAAUGAUGAUGCAUGCACAUUGAUGCUUAAUGGCGUUAUGCGUACUUUACCUAUACACAGAGGGACACAAUCUCAACAGUAGAAUACCAACACAUAUACGUGUAUGUACCUUCCUACAUUGAAUACAAGGUUCCUACGGUAACUGUACUUGUUUGACAACCUUCCUACAUGAUCUACAACACCAGUGAAGUACCUAGCUACCCAAUACAACCCACACACUACACCCACGCACACACUAAAGGAUUGAGCUGAGGCACAACCGUAUCUACUCCUAAUCCUAAUAAUACUAAUCCACAACACUAUACAUACAAUAGGCACUCAUAUAUAAAAGGGUUGAGCUGAGACCCAACCGACUUGUGUGAAAAACGCUGCAUAUACAUCUCAUUCCGAAACCAAAGAUUCAAGCUUCUGCAAUCAUGAAGUUUUUCAUUGUUCAAACCAUUGCUGUCACGGUUUUCCUCUUGUCACAGUUUUCCUCUUGACGAAUCGUAUGGUCCCAGCCAAUGGUGGCCAGUCGCUAGCUGACCUCCUCCGCUCCUUAAUCCAAGACGAGGGGAGUGCUCAGUUGAUGCAGACAGCCAUCGUGGAGAGCAUCGAUGGCCGUGCACAAAGCUUCAGUCUAAACAUUGUUGGCUGUGACACCAUCAGCAGUACAGUUCGUAGUAAACUGAGCCACUAUCUGGAGGAAGUGUUUCCCGGUAGAGGCGUCACCAUCUCAUGUGCAGCAGGUGUUCUCUCCGGAGGGGUGACAUACACGAGGUGGGGCCACAAUGCUUGUCCAAGUGUGUCUGGUACACAGAUGCUGUACACUGGGAGAAUGAGCGGAGCAUUUUAUAAUCAAAAAGGAGGUGGAGCCAACUUUCUCUGUCUUCCAAACAACCCAGAGUACCACACCCUCAACACAAAUCUCCCACAAUUAUACUCCAAGAUUUAUGGCACAGAAUACUCAGCUCCAAUUGUUGGUAGUCACAAUCACAAUGUACCAUGUGCUGUUUGCCAUGCUACGACGAGAGCAGCUAAAGUGAUGAUUCCUGCUAAGACCAGCUGCCCUCCAAACUGGACAAGAGAGUACUACGGCUAUCUACAGAGUGAGGCUAAUCUCGGAGACCGUGAACGCACUGAGUUUGUUUGUGUGGAUAAAGAUCAAGUCUCUCUUUAUGGAUCACAGAGCCCUCCAUUGCCUCAGGCGUUCUCUCCGGAGGGGUGACGUACACGAGGUGGGGCCACAAUGCUUGUCCGUAUGUGUAUGGUACAGAAAUGCUGUACACUGGGAGAAUGGCCGGAGUAUUUUAUAAUCAAAAAGGAGGUAGAGCCAACUAUCUCUGUCUUCCUACUAACCCGAGUACAACACCCUCAACACAUACUCUCAACAUUAUUACUCCAAGAUUUCCGGCACAGAAUACGAAUU